This is a messenger RNA of Triplophysa dalaica, 10250 nucleotides long. RefSeq names its product strawberry notch homolog 2a (gene sbno2a). The coding region runs from base 3268 to 7767 and encodes 1499 amino acids. The record is from RefSeq and is a predicted model, not a curated record. Gene Ontology annotation, cellular component: nucleus. Gene Ontology annotation, biological process: regulation of DNA-templated transcription. Gene Ontology annotation, molecular function: histone binding; chromatin DNA binding. The transcript is spliced from 28 exons. NCBI's taxonomy places the organism in Eukaryota, Metazoa, Chordata, Actinopteri, Cypriniformes, Nemacheilidae.
UAGUCAACUGCAGUAAAAUUCUUAGAUACUAUAGUGAUUUUGAACUUUAUUAAGUAUACAAGGGCACAACAAUUUUCCAUAGCAAACACUAUAGUACACUACAGUAUUUUAUUUUAUGUUUAAAUUUAAUGGGACUUUUAUGUUGACGGGUCUUCGGGAAGAUGCUUGAGUUUUUGUGUGUUUGACGAUAUCUUCACUCGAACAGUAAAAUGCUUGUAAAAUAAACUCUCAGAGCAACUCUGGAGAAUGAUGUUCAUGUGUUCAUAUCCUCAUACAGUGCAGACGCAGAUAAUUCCUCGACCAUGACUCGUUAAACUGUGCACAUAAUUCACUCAGAACAGCCAGAUGACAUUUAAAUAACAGGAUUCCGCGCCCGCAUCUAGUUACAUGGACAUACUAUUGCACAUAUUCUUAUUAUUCAACAUAUAUGUUGCACUGUUGUUAUUUUAAUUUUUUAAGUUACUUGUCUGGUCUGGCAAGUAAAAUUCUCUCUCACUUGCCCAUGCAAAACAUACACUUGUCCCGGUUUAAUGUACAUACACUUGUCCCGGUUUAGCCCUGGUUUAAUGAUAAUUAAUUUCCUGUCAAAACAAAUCAUUUAUUUGAAUUGGAGGGGGUGGAACUCCUGUCUAAAUCAGCUCACUCUGAUUCAGCUACCUACAAUCAGGCCAUAAGCUACUGGUAGCUCGCCAGCAACGUGUUGGAGACCCCUGCUCUAAUGUUUGUUAAACUGUGAAGUAUAUAUUUGUAGCUGAUAGUGUAUGUGUAUGAAUUGAGAGCGGGAGUUAGUCUUGUUAGGCCUGCAAUAUAUCGCCAUUGUGUUUAAAUUUGUAAUAAAGCCAUUUCAGAAUAGUAAUCGACUGGUGUCAAAGCCGCAAAGCUCUCACUAUGAUAUGAAAACAAAGGAGCGUGUGAACAAGAUGCUCUACUCUUUAAAAACGGAGGUAACAAAAACAGAAACAUACUUUUGAAACAAUAGCCACAUUUAGAGCUUUUUAGACAUUCACAUUUAGAGGUCUUACAGACAGUGAAGUUAGUCACGUGUAUGAAUACACCUUGGAUGAAUUUCAAUUAGCGUUUUUUCCUUUUAAGGGCACUUCUCGAAAGGAAAAGUAAUUCCAGAUAAAGAUAGAUUCCUUUUUGUGUAUUUUAAACAGCCACAUUAUGACAUACAAUCGUGCUGCCCUCCCCCAAACUUCAUUUUACCUUACCAGUCUGAUCCCUAGUCUGACGAAGAAACAUCCACAGACGAUAGUGGAUAAUAGAUCAUAGAUUGAACGCUUAAAAUAAUCGAGUUCAUAGCUACUAGGGAUGAGUCACGAAUUUUGAAUAUUCGAAUAGUUUAUUUAAUUAUAGAAUUUCGAAUAGUGUGUGCGAUCUUAAAAAACUCGUCGUGUUUUCACGUGUAACGCGUCAUGUAACCAAAGGGUGGCGCUACCAAUAACGACGCAACUUAAACCUAAAGGCUGUCAAUCAAGAGACAGUACAGGAAAACAUUUUCCCACAAGAUUUGGUAACGAAGUUACGCACACUGUAGACCCACAUGGCAUAACGGAAACGGUAAAUUGAGACGAUGGCAAAAAUGUGAUCUGUGUGGGGGUCCUUUAAUAAAAUGAAUGAGAAUAAAGUGCAGUGCAAACUCUGCAAUGCAAAGCUGGCUUAUCAUGGAUCAACAACUACAAUGCACAGUCAUCUGAGGGCGAAGCACCCAGCAGGUCAGCAAUAAGUUGCUAGUUAAUGGUCAGACCAAUCAAUUUGGAUGCCAGACGGGCAGAGCAAAUAACGGCUCUAACUAGCAAGAUGAUCGCUAAGGAUAUGCUUCCGAUCAGUUUUGUCGAAAUAGAGGGUUUUAAAAAUCUUAUGGAGUUUGUACAGCCCGAGUUUACUGUUCGUCUAGAAAAACGAUCACUGCCAGACUGCAGAAACUUUUUCAUGACAAUACAAAAUAGAAGCCUUUUGAGCUAUUAAUUAAUGAAAUCGCUCCGAACUGUUAAUAAAUGCCGUCAUUCGGUUAAUAGGUUUAUAGUUAAUAGUCUGGUCUAAAAUCUUUAUGGCUUUAAUAUAUUUUCCUGAUCAAUCACACUGUUUUUAGUUGGUAUAAAUGUGCAUGCUCAUAUUUUACAAGGAAACGUCCUAGCAUUAUGAGCGGUUGAUUCUGAUCGACGUACUGUUAAUAAGUGUCGUCAUUCGGUUGUUAAUAUAUUAAUGUUUCAGCACGUUAUUUUAAUGUAUUGCUUGAUUUAAGAUUGCCUAUUCCAUAAUACAUAAAGCAGUGUGCCGUCAUACGGAUUUGAAGCAAAUGGUCUCACUCUCUCUCCGUUUCUGUGUGUGUAAUACUGUAAAUGCGUCCAUGUGGGGGUGGGUUGCGAAUUUCGAAUAAUUUUCGAAUAGUUCUCAUCGAUCUUCAAAUAUUAUUUUUGCUUUAAUUGCCCAUCCCUAAUAGCUAGAUAAACAAAUUGUAUUACCCCAGAAAUAACGUUGCAUGUUAACGUUAGCGUUAAAUGCAUUAGCUAAACACAGACAAAAGGUACACAAAUAUUUCUUGAAGUUAAGACAAAAAUACUCACACUUACAGGUUGUGAUUCGGUGGAGCUAACCGGUCCAAAUAAGGUUGGGAUUUCCCCCUCUUUCAAGGAUAGUCUUUUAACAUACCCUGCAGUGAAUGCGCCAAGAUUAUUGAAGCAAUCUUCUGUGAAAUGACGUGGUUAUUCUCCUUUGCUGUCAUUUGAAAAUGAAUUGUAACCAUUGUUGCAUCAGAAGUUCUUCCUUUGGUAGUUUAAAUAGGGCGCACUUAGUUUCACAAUGUAGAACACAGUUUCUAGACAUAAUGGACACGCAUCAUGAAUGAGCGACAGUGUUUUGGUGGAGGAGAGUGAAGUUUUCGUGGCAUUCCCAGCAAAACAUAGGCGGGGAUUAUUUCUAGUGAUACGCGCGGAACUCGUUCACGUCUCGUUUGCGUGAUUCAGAGUCGACUCCCUGUUUUUUUACAAGCCAAUGACUUUGUUAUUUAUUCACCUUCGAACUCGGCAGACUGCUUACUUUCAAACACGGCAACAUAACACACUAGAUUAGUGGUCGAUCGAUUAUCGAACUGGCGGAUUAUCGGCGUCGAUAUCAAAGAUUUAGCUGAUAGUCGAUAUCGAUCAUUUUCAAAGCCGAUUUGCCGAUAAAGUCAUUUAAUUUUGAAAUGCGCUAUUUUGCUCUGAUGCAGCUAAGGAUUUAGUGAGAGCAGUCGGAACACGUCACUCUAGUUUGUUGCCUAGACUAAUGCCCGCCCACUGCCCCUCUGAUUUGUUGGGACUAAGUCACGAGUCCGGUCAAUCAACGCGGGAGGCUGCGGAACAGAAAGUGUUCUUCACUCUCACACUGAAAGCUCUCUUCGGGUUCAUGCUCUCUGAGAGUGUUUUUCCUACUAAACUGGAAGACAUUAAUGCGAUUCUGUCUGCCUCAGUCCCUGGAUUAAGGGCAGCUCCACCUCCACAGGAGGAAGAGGAGGAGGCCGAUGAUGAAGAGACAGAAGAGUUAGGGCACGCCGACACGUAUGCGGAAUACAAGCCAUCCAAAUCUACUAUUGGUAUCUCUCAUCCUGACAUCGUUGUGGAGACGAACACGCUGUCCAGUGUCCCUCCUCCUGACAUUACAUACCCACUGUCCAUUCCUGAGAGCACCAUAACCUCAGGCCUGCUGUCAGCACUGCAGCUGGAGGCCAUCAUCUAUGCCUGUCAGCAACACGAGGUGAUCCUUCAGAACGGUCAGCGGGCAGGGUUUCUGAUCGGAGAUGGUGCCGGUGUCGGGAAAGGCCGCACUGUGGCCGGAAUCAUACUGGAGAAUUUCUUAAAGGGACGGAAAAAAGCAUUAUGGUUUAGUGUCUCGAAUGAUUUGAAGUAUGAUGCCGAGAGAGAUCUCAAAGACAUCAACGCUCCUAACAUCCCUGUUUUUGCUUUGAAUAAGAUUAAAUAUGGUGAUACUGCUACCUCAGAGGGCGUUCUCUUCGCCACAUACUCUGCGCUGAUCGGAGAGAGCCAGGCCGGCGGGCAGCACCGCACCAGACUCAAACAGAUCCAGGAAUGGUGUAAACCCAACUUUGAUGGAGUCAUUGUGUUUGACGAAUGCCACAAAGCUAAAAAUGCAACCGCCACCAAGAUGGGUAAAGCAGUACUUGACCUCCAGACUAAACUGCCCCUGGCAAGGGUGGUGUAUGCUAGUGCCACAGGUGCUUCUGAGCCAAAGAACAUGAUCUACAUGAGCCGGCUGGGCAUCUGGGGGCUAGGAACCCCAUUCAAGGCGUUUGAUGACUUUCUUCACGCUAUAGAGAAGAGGGGUGUUGGUGCCAUGGAGAUUGUUGCCAUGGAUAUGAAAGUGAGCGGCAUGUAUAUUGCACGACAGCUGAGUUUUUCUGGUGUGUCGUUCCGUAUAGAGGAGAUAACACUGGAUGAGGAGUUCAAACUGGUUUACAACAGAGCAGCUAGACUGUGGGCUGAGGCUCUGGAGUCGUUCACCAGGGCUGCGGACAUUUUGGGUUUGGCGUCCCGGAAGUCUCUUUGGGGUCAGUUCUGGUCUGCACAUCAGAGGUUCUUUAAAUACCUCUGCAUCGCUGCUAAAGUCCGUCGUCUGGUGGAGCUUGCUCGUGUCGAGAUGCAGCACGGCAAGUGUGUCGUGAUUGGCCUGCAGUCAACCGGAGAGGCUCGUACUCGAGAGGUGCUGGACGAGAACGAUGGGCAUUUAGACAGAUUCGUCUCUGCUGCUGAGGGUGUUUUCCACUCAUUAGUCCAAAAACACUUUCCAACCGAAAAAAGAGAGAAAAGAACCACCGGCAAGAGGAAACGAAAGCCCAAGGGCCGGGCUUCAAAGUUUCCAAAGCACUGUGUGGAGGUGGGGGGAGUUAUUAAGAUCAGCGACGACUCGGACUCUGACUCAGAUGAGGUUGACAGCGAAUCAAACUCCUCCCCAGAAUCACUACAGGAUAAUGAUGAUGUGAUUUUUGUCAACCACAUCAAUGGGCCUGCGGCCAAACUAUUAGAAGACAAGCAGAGGCUGCUGGGUAAAAUAGCAGAGUUGGGGAAAGAUCUGCCUCUAAACACACUUGAUGAGUUGAUUGACAGGUUUGGAGGACCAGAGAGGGUGUCUGAGAUGACCGGGCGUAAGGGUCGUGUGGUGCGGCGACCUGAUGGCAGCGUGCGAUACGAGACCAGAGCAGAACAGGGCCUGACCAUCGAUCACGUUAACAUCAGAGAAAAAGAGAGAUUCAUGACCGGAGAGAAGUUCAUAGCCAUUAUCUCUGAGGCUGCUAGCUCGGGCAUCUCUCUGCAGGCAGAUAAACGCGUGCAGAACCGCAGGAGACGGGUUCACAUGACCCUAGAGCUGCCGUGGAGUGCUGACCGGGCCAUUCAGCAGUUCGGUCGAACACAUCGAUCAAAUCAGGUUACUGCUCCCGACUAUAUCUUCCUGAUCUCAGAGCUGGCGGGUGAGAGGCGCUUCGCUUCAAUCGUUGCCAAGAGAUUGGAGAGCCUGGGGGCGCUGACGCAUGGGGACCGACGAGCCACUGAGUCUAGAGACCUGAGUCAGUACAACUUUGAGAAUAAAUACGGCACCAAAGCGUUGGAUAAGAUCACUAAAGCCAUCCUGGGACACAUCGACAACAAAGUCCCUCCACCCAAAGGGUACCCAGGAGGAGAUCUCAUGUUCUUCAGAGAUAUGAAGAAAGGCAUGAUCGAUGUUGGGAUCUUCUGUAGGGAGCCUCGACUUGGUCUGAACACAGAAAAAGACUGCACCAUUACCAAGUUUCUGAACCGGAUUCUGGGUUUGGAGGUCUAUCAGCAGAACUCUUUGUUUCAGUACUUCACUGAUAACUUCGACUACUUGAUCGAGAAAGACAAAAAAGAGGGCAAAUAUGACAUGGGAAUAUUGGAUCUGGCUCCUGGUAAUGAUGAGAUUCACGAGGAAACACAGGAGAAGUUUCUGACCCCGGGUAACCCUCAGGAGGGUCAGGUCAUCCUCUACAAGAUCAGUGUGGAUCGUGGAAUGCCCUGGGAUGAAGCCUGCAGUAAAGCUGAGAAAUUUACGGGAGAUUAUGAAGGCUUUUACCUUUCAAAUAAGUUGCGCGGGAGCCAGCCAUGUGUGCUGCUUGCUGAACAGGGUCGCGGGCGGAACCUCAUUUUAUAUAAACCCAACAUCGGUAAACAGGCACAUCCUGAGAAUCUAGACAACCUCCUGCUGCGAUACUACAAGGUGAUGCCAGAUGAAGCAAAACAUUACUGGGAGAGUCAGUUUGUCUUUUCCUUCACUAAAUGCAGCCAUGCCAACUGGAAGGGUACGUGUAAGCUGAUCGAGGAGGGACAUGAGUGUUUGUUGGGGAUGCGUCUCAGACAGUAUCACAUGUUGUGCGGCGCUCUGCUCAGGGUUUGGAAACGCGUCUCUGACAUCGUCUCUGACAUCACGAACUCUAGCAUCCUGCAGAUCGUUCGACUCAAAACAAAACAGAACAGCAAACAAGUCGGUAUAAAAAUCCCAGAGAACUGCGUAUCUCGGGUGCGUGCCGAGCUCUCUCGAAUGGACGAGGAAGUAAAGAAGGCACGCAGAGAGCGAGACCAGCGUUUUCAACAGGAGAUGUUUGCCAAAAUGAACAAUGCCCGCAAACUGUGCGCCAACCUACCCCAGUCCCUUGCAAACCACCUUCCUUACCCACCAUCCCGCCUGCCCCCUGCAGCGCCGUCAAAGAGCGAGUCUGUCAGUGAGGUCCUGGACCUGACCAUCAGCCCGUGCCCUUCCCCAGACAUCAAACCCGUCGGGUCAGACGCGAGGAUCAGCCUGAACGGCAUUUCCCUGAACGGAGGGAUAGCGGGCGGGAAAGGACGCCAUUCCGUGGUUGCACCGGAGACAUUUGACCUGGAAGAACUGAUCUCCCAGGAACGGCAGAGGCAGUUGGCGAUGAACGCAGGCAUGCGUGUCUCGCCGUCUUCUCGCGCCGCUCGUGGUUUCCUGCGACAGCAGCAGCAUGUUCACACGCUAAAGCAGAAUCAUUCGUCGCUGGGCGUGUUGACGCAGCAGCAGAGCAGCUCACACGCCCAGCGGAGCGUUAAUGGGUCGGCACGGUGCAGCACUCUUUUAUCACAGCUGCAAGGAGGGCAGGACAAAGCGCUCAUGAUGCGGUUUCUCACGCAGAUGCAGCAGCGAACCGGCGUAUCGUCGCAGUCUACACGCACGGCGCUGCAGUCACCACAGCAGAGUCAACACGCAUCCAUGCUGACACGCAUGUCUAACGCACACUCGCUCAGCACUCACCCGCAGGUGAUGAAACAACCGCCGCAGGCGCAUGCGAGCAAAAACAUGCAGCUUCCUCUAAGCAGAUCCAUGCUGCCGCAACCCCUGCAGUUGCAGCUCCUGCACAGUCAGCCCGCUCCAGAUCGAGUAGCAAUCCCAAACAGCGAUUUUGAUUUUGAGGAUUUGGACUUCAGUUGCCCCUCGCCCGUUUCUCGACUGCAGUACCCGUUUAGCUCUCAAACCCCGUCCUCCACCCCUCCUUCCUCUUACUCCUCCUCCCUCUUCACUUCAGCUCCUCUGAACUCCUCCCUGUCAGACUCGAGCUCCUCCUCGUCACACUUUACGCCAUCCUCUUCCGAACAGUCGCACCUCCUGUUACCCAACGGCCACUGCAGUAUGGACGUCCUGGAUGUGCGUGAGACACUGGAUCACAUGAUCCGCGGAACCCCAUCGGACCAACGCCAGUCCGUCAUCCAGUACAAACCCGUGGACUGGGACGCCACCUAGAGGCCGGAGAUGGGUGGUCAGUACUGUUUGUGUCUGGUGAUCAGAUGUUCAUCAUCUCAGAAUGGGCUUUAUUUUCAGAGGUUCUGUUUAUUUGUUGUCCACGUUUUUCCCAGUCCAUAAGCUAGUUCUGUGGUGGUUGUAUUUGGUUUGCCGACGUCCAGUGAAUAGAAAAUCUCGAAAUAUUGGGGCACAUGAAAUUCAUGUUGUUGUUGUUUUUUGCAUUGUUUAAAGCAGUAGGGCUUUUCCACCUCUCAUUUCUCAUUCAAAGAGUUCACAAACAAAGAUAAGAGUGAGGUAAACUAAAUGUUUAUUUAUGAAGAUGUCUGUUUUCUGUUUCCUGUCAGAGGGCGUUUAUCUGCCGUCUGUUCAUCAGUGCCUUGACCUCCUUUAAAUACGGUCUCUAUCUCUCUCUCACUCUCGUGUGUGUGUAUAUUUCUAAACACAGCAGUCCUAUAUUAUUUAUUUAGCGAUGCUCUCAGAAUUCUGUACGAACUGUGUGAAUUUGAAACUGCUGUCUGCCACCUAAACCCUGUGAAUUUCUCUUUCGAUCAUAUCCGCAUUAUUUAAAUAAUCUAAACUCAAAGAGAGAUCUUACACAACAUAUGGGCCGUAAAGGCGGCGUUGGCCAGAGCACAGCAGAAUACUUCUGCGUUGGGCUUUGAGUCGUUUCUCAGGUAUCAUAUAGACUCAUCACUGUCUAAACAAAUUUUAUCAAAACGAAUACGAAUGGGUGAGCUUUGUGAACUUUCGGAAUGGGAAGCCAAAUUAUUUAUUAGCAGAUCUUAAAGAUACUUCACUCAAAAAUGAAAAUUCUAUCACCAUUUACUCACCUUUGAGUUGUUCCAAAUCUGUAUAAAUGUCUUUGUUCUGAUGAACAUAAAGAAUCACAGAUCUUGUAGGAAAAAUGCUUUAUCUUUUUUUUUUCUUCUGUUGAACACAAAAGAAGACAUUUUGAAGAAUCUAGGACAGCAAGCAGUUCUGUGGAACUUAUAACUACCAAUUUUUUCCUACUAUGGGGGGGCAAAAGCUCUUUGGUUAUAAGCAUUCUUCCAAAUAUCUUUUUCUAAGUUCAUCCGAACAAAGACAUUUAUACAGAUUUGGAACAACUCAAAGGUGAGUAAAUGAUGACAGAAAUUAAAUUUUUGGGCGAAGUACCCCUUUAAGUAUGAGAGAGCUCUGAACCACUGGACCUCGUCUCAAGAGCGAGCGAGACUUAGCAAUAAAAACCAAACAAAUUCAUAUUCAACUGUAUAUGUUUAUAGAGAUGAAUAAAAUGCUGCCCCACGAACAAUUUGAGUCUCGUAUCGACAGACAGAUUUCUCUACAGUAUAUAUCUGUUCAAAGUGAUAUUUUCCAGUUCUGUUUGAAGAAUAUUAUAUUUGUUAAGAGAAGCCGAAAAAUAGUUUUGUUGGUUUGUACGAGAUCACGUGUAUGAGGUCAAUGUUUUCCCUUCGGUCUUGUGUUCUCGUGUCGUUGGAAUGAAAGAAAACGUAUUGAUGUCUUUGAUAUUGCUGUUUGUAUUAUUAUUGUUAUUGUUAAUACUAUUAUUGUUGGUAUUUAUAUCCAAGGGACAUUUUUAGUAGAGGUAGUCUUGGUUAUAAUCAUGUGUAGAAGUACAAAAACACUUUUAGUCUUGUCAGGGGUUUAUUUGAUUUUAAUUUUCCUCCCAAAAUCCAGAACUAAAGCCUGUCACCAAAAUGACUGCGCUGCUGCACGGUCACUUCUGUCUAGCUCAGAUACUUUCCAUCUCUUUCAUCUGAUUCCCAUCGCACCAAAGUUUUCUGUGCAGGCUCCGUGCGGUCGUGUUUAAUCUCAGGAAAUGUUGAGGGAACGAUUGCAUUGUCGCAGAGAGAGAGACGUGUGAUCUUGACUACUGUACUCUGUCGUAUUCUAGACUUGAAGUAUACUUCUGUUCAAGGUGAAAUGUAAGAAUAAUACUCAAGUAUUACUGCCCGUUUGAUACGAUUCUAUCGAUUUUAUUUUCAAAUCUGAUUUUGUGAUGAGAUAUCACAGAUAUAUGAGAUGCAGGCAAUGUCACACAUGCUAAAGUUGGUUGUUCCCAUUCUCUUUAGGGAAAUGUGAUGUUUUUCAUUGUGUGUAACUGUGUUAAAGAAUUGGGGAUAAACUUCCAGAAUUGAAACCUCUUCUGCUGCCUGGCGUUUCUACAUCAAAAUCACAAAAGAACACUUUAAUAAAACAACAAAACAUUUAUUAAAACUGCUACUGAUCAUAUGUAUUAUUAUUAUUAUUGAUGUCGAUACUGUUGUUGUUAUAUUAUAUUGUUUCCUGUUAGAAUUCUGUUCAGCACUUUUACUUUCAGCUUCUGUGUUUUAUCCCAAUAUUUAUAUAAGUUUAGAUGGAGCUGUACAUAAUGUAAACAAAUGUGCCUUUUGACUCAUUCUGAACGUUUUCUACAUUUAACAGAAGGAAUAUAUUGUACGGCAAUAUAAUUUUUGUUAACAAACAAUAAAAUUUUAAAAGUU